CACGUGACUCUAUCUGAGUCACUCAGUAAGCUGGUUCAUUCACGUUUAGUUGUUUUGAAUUAAAAAUUUGUAAAUGAGAAUUGUGAAUAAACUUUUAUCCAGGUUUAAUCCUGUGAGCCAUUAUUUCAUAUCUACACCGAUAUUUUACGUUAAUGCAGAUCCUCAUAUUGGACAUGUUCAUUCACUGGUAGUCGCCGACGCUUUACAUCAUAUUGCCAAGUUAAAAGGGGCUGAGAAAACCAUUUUCUCAACUGGAACUGAUGAGCAUGGACUCAAGAUUCAAAGAGCAGCUAAAUCCCAAGGUUUUCAUCCUCAAGAAUUCUGUGACAAUAUUUCAAAAAGAUUCUCAACAUUAUGUUCAGCAUUUGAGAUUGGAAACACACACUUUAUACGGACAACUGAUGCUAGUCACAUAAAUGCUGUCAGUAAUUUUUGGACUGAAUUGUGUACUAAAGGUUUUAUCUAUAAGUCUAAAUAUGCUGGAUGGUAUUCAGUUUCAGACGAAACAUUUCUACCAUCUACUCAAAUCGAGGAGAAGAUCAUAGAUGAUAAAUUAGUUAAAGUCUCAAUUGAAUCUGGACAUGUCCUGGAAUGGGUCGAAGAAGAAAAUUAUAUGUUCAGAUUGAGCGAGCUACAAGAGCCUCUCUUAAAACUUUUUAAAUCCGGCAAAAUUACUAUCAAACCUGAUGUCUUUCAUCAACUAGUAUUAAGUUUGAUUGACCAAGGACUGCAUGAUAUUUCUGUGUCAAGACCAUCUUCAAGAUUAUCAUGGGGAAUACCUUUGCCUUCAGAUUCAUCUCAUCGAAUUUACGUUUGGUUAGAUGCUUUAGUCAACUACCUGACUGUUGCGGGUUAUCCUAACCUCUCGAAAUUCUGGCCACCUGAUUGCCAUGUCAUUGGUAAAGAUAUCAUCAAGUUUCACGCUAUCUAUUGGCCUGCUUUUCUGCUGGCUGCUGAUUUGGAGGUGCCUAAACAAAUAAUAUGUCAUUCGCAUUGGACCGUUGAUGGUGUCAAGAUGUCAAAAAGUCGUCAAAAUAUAGUGAAUCCAUUUGAUCUUCUUCAAACUUAUUCACCAGAAGCUAUUAGAUAUUUUCUCCUGAGACAAGCAGUCCCUCACGAUGACGGAAACUUUAGUGAGUCUCAAAUGCAGUAUUUCCUCAAUCUGGAUCUUUCUGAUACGCUUGGCAAUCUCUUGAGUCGAUGUUGUGCGCCUAAAAUUAAUUUUAAGCAAAUCUAUCCAGCUGCUCCAAGCACUCAAGUACUGGCUCAAUUUCCAGCGGAUGAAUUAAUAGAAAGUUUAUUUCCACUUGGACUGAAAGUAGAUAAGCUAUUUAGUGAAGCUCAAUUUCAUGAUGGAAUCGACCAAGUUUUGGCCUCUCUUCGAUUAGCAAACAAACUAGUAAAUGAUACAAAGCCAUGGGAACUUGUGAAAAAUCCAGCCCUUGAAGAAUACCUUCAUGGAGUUUUAUAUAUCACUUUUGAAACUCUCAGGAUAUGUGGUAUUCUAAUGCAGCCUGUGAUACCCAAAAUGGCAACAAAACUUUUAGACAGAUUAGCAGUGCCAAUUAAUCAAAGAUACUGGUCUGAUGCUAUUCCCUGCUUACCACCUAGCAAUUCAUCUACGGAACGCAGUCUAUGUGAUAAAGUAGAUUCUUUUUUAUUCCCAAGAAUCAGAUGAGACCAAUUCAUAUUUGAAAUUAGCCCAGAAGUUUUCAUAACUUUCAUACUGCGCUUACAGCUAUGCAAUUAAACUAUUUGCAUUAAUUGUGAUUUUUUCAAGUGGUCAAAUGAGUCUAAUCUGGUUAACACCUUACCUAUCCUUGAAAACAAAAAUGAGGCGACGAGCGGAAGUCAACCUGUUACAAAUGGCGACUACAAUUUUGAUGAAUUGGGAGAUGAUUAUGAUGAUCCUUUUAUUAAAAUAUUAAGAGACAAAUAUAAACCAGAACCACAACCAAUUGCAAUUAGAGACUCAAGUCAUCCGAAAGAUUUUUUUGUUCCGUCCAAUGUUGCACCAAUAUUUGUAUCUGAUGGUUUUUGAUUUUUGGACAAUUCAAAAUUAAUAUAAAAACCAAUUUCAAGGAAAGGCCAUUUAUUAAUUAUCAGCCUCUGAUGUGAAUCAACUCAAACCAGAUCAAGCGCAAUAGAAAUCACUGUUUAACCACAUUUUGCCGUCAAUGUGUUGACAUUUAACUCUAAAUUGUAACACUUUUCAAAGUCUGCAAUAAUUUUAUAUUCUAGAUGUCAAAGACAAAUUAACUAAGCUUCCCAAUCAGUGAAAUCCUCCCACCAUUUAUUGAAGAAAUUCAUUUUCUCCUCUCAAUUUUCAUAUUGUAACUCUGUGCCACAGAUUGAUAUUUACUAGAAAAAAUAGAAUUGAUUAUAAGCUAUCAAAUUUCGUCAAUAAACAUGAAUGUUUACAAUCA
Messenger RNA from Tetranychus urticae (two-spotted spider mite), 2426 nucleotides. RefSeq names its product Methionyl-tRNA synthetase, mitochondrial (gene MetRS-m). The record is from RefSeq and is a predicted model, not a curated record. Gene Ontology annotation, biological process: methionyl-tRNA aminoacylation. Lineage: Eukaryota; Metazoa; Arthropoda; Arachnida; Trombidiformes; Tetranychidae. Gene Ontology annotation, molecular function: ATP binding; methionine-tRNA ligase activity.